Molecule: messenger RNA, 2856 nt
Organism: Gossypium raimondii (Peruvian cotton)
Lineage: Eukaryota; Viridiplantae; Streptophyta; Magnoliopsida; Malvales; Malvaceae
Exons: 5
Coding region: 1-2856 (951 amino acids)
Source: RefSeq, a predicted model, not a curated record
AUGGAAAACAUCGACUACCAAUGUGGAGUUGACGCCAACGAUUUAAGUUUGGUUCCUGAUCUGGUACUCCCUCCGAAAUUCAAGAUGCCGGAGUUUGAAAAAUACAACGGGACUAGUUGUCCUGGAGCUCAUAUAACUAUGUUCUGUCGAAGAAUGACAGGAUACGUCAACAAUGAUCAACUGUUAAUCCAUUGCUUCCAGGACAGUUUGAUCGGGUCUGCAACCAGGUGGUACAAUCAACUGAGUCGCGCUAAAGUUAGUUCAUGGAAAGAUUUGGCGCAAGCUUUCAUGAAGCAAUAUGGCCAUGUGACAGACAUAACACCUGAUCGAAUUACGUUACAGAACAUGGAAAAGAAACAAAAUGAGAGUUUCAGGCAAUAUGCCCAACGAUGGAGGGAAGUGGCAACGCAAGUCCAGCCACCUCUUUUGGAAAGAGAGGUCACUAUGCUUUUCAUCAAUACGUUGAAGGCACCAUUCAUCAGCCACAUGUUGGGGAGUGCCACCAAGAGCUUCUCGGAUAUGGUAAUGUCCGGUGAAAUGAUCGAAAACGCAAUAAGGAGCGGUAAAAUAGAAGCAGGGGAAAACUUUAAAAGAUUAGCCCCAAGGAAAAAGGAUAAUGAAGUGAACAAUGUAAGCACAUAUAGCAAGAGCCAUUCAAAACCGAUUACCGUUGGCCCCCCAAAAAUGAUAACUCCCGGUUACCAGACCCCCUCAAGGCAGGAGCCCAACACAAGGCCCAACACAAGGACUAACACAGAGAGAUUUCAAUUUACGCCCAUUCCAAUAACCUACGGGGAAUUGUAUCAGAAGCUAUUCGAUGCGCACAUAGUGUCUCCACAUUAUCUAGAGCCCAUGCAACCACCAUACCCUAAAUGGUAUGACAUGAAUGCCCAGUGUGAAUACCAUGCGGGGAUAUCAGGGCAUUCGAUCGAGAACUGCACUGUGUUUAAAAAGGCAGUAGAAAGAUUCAUUAAGAUGGGGUUGGUAAAGCUUGAUGACCCAUCAGGACCGAACGUAGCAGGGAAUCCGUUACCCAAUCUGUCUGAUAAAGGGGUAAACGUAAUCAUUGAGAAUGGGGGAAGGAGGAUCAAAGAUGACAUUGCGAAGGUAAAUACCCCACUGAAAUGGGUUUGGAGGCAAAUGAUAAAUCGAGGCCUAAUCAAGCAAGAAUCAAAGCAAAGGCCUAAAGGAAUAGGGAGAUAUUGCGAGUUCCAUGCUAAAGAGGGCCAUGACAUUCAAAACUGUACUGAAUUCAGGGUCAUGGUACAGAAUAUGAUGGACAAUAAAGAGCUAAAAUUUUAUAAAGAGAUCAAAGGACUAGAAAAGAGAGAGGUCUAUGCCUCGGAGGAAGGACCCGCGAGAAAAGCUCAAAAUCGCCCGGUGGUGAUUAUUUCAAGACCAAGAAACACGGGAUCAGGAAUACAACUAGCGCCAAAGGUCAUAAUCCAAAAACCUGUAGCCUUUCCUUACCAGGAUAGCAAAAAGGUUCCUUGGAAUUAUAAUUGCAAUGUGAUGAUCCCGGGAGAAGAGAACCCGAUAAAUGCUUCAAAGGAGGGUAGUGAUGUAGGUUUCUAUACACGCAGUGGGAAACGCUACGACCCGGCAAAUACAAAAGAGGAGUCUAUGAAAGGAAAAGCUGUGCACAGUGAGUACAGCGUGGUGGAGCAAUUGCGUAAGCAACUGGCUCGUAUCUCAGUGCUCAAGUUACUUCUAAGUUCGGAGUCACAUCGUAAUGCGUUGAUAAAAGUGCUAAAUGAGACUUAUGUUGCUAACGAUAUCUCUGUGAGCAAGCUGGAUCGCUUGGUUAAUAACAUAAACGCCGAGAACUUCAUCUUCUUCAACGAUGAUGAGAUUCCGCCAGGCGGUAUGGGAUCUACCAAGGCCUUGCAUAUCACUGCCCGUUGCAAGGGGUGUACACUACCGGGGAUACUCGUUGACAAUGGAUCGGCACUAAAUGUUUUACCCCUAUCCACAUUAAAUAGGCUACUUGUGGAUAGUUCUCACAUGAAAUCAUGCCAAAAUAUAGUGAGAGCAUUUGAUGGCACUGAGAAAAGAGUGAUGGGAAGAAUCGAGAUACCUCUAUUGAUUGGUCCAAGUACAUACGAGGUGGACUUUUUGAGUCAGACCAUCGUCACUUCACCAAAAGGUGAAGUUGGUAGUAGAGGUCGAUUGGUGACUAUAGGUGCGAAGAAGACAUCAUUGCGGCGUUGCUCGGAAGAGGACUUGGAAAAUACCUGUGGAGGGCGGGUCAAUACCGAUCUGGUUAACAAACAGGACCGUUAUGGUUUGGGAUAUAAGCCUAAUGCGAGGGAAAGGAGGAAGGAGAUGGAGAAAAAGCAAGAAAAGAGAAGGACACGUUUGAGCGGGAUAGAAGCCAAAUGGGGACCGAUAACCUUUCCCCAUAUAUCUAAGACUUUUGUUUCGGAGGGAAUUGUCUACCCUGAGGAGAAGGAUGAGGUUACAGAAGGAAGGAUUGGAAGGUCUUCAGAUAUCAACAAGAUGAGCGACGCUGUUACUGACUCAGGAUCCCUUUUUGAACAAGACGUGAGUAUAGAUGAUCCUCAGGAUUUUGAAGAUGACCAAGACAGUGUUUUGUCUCCAGAUCUGUUGAGAAUGGUGGAGGAAGAAGAAAAACAAAUCCUACCCUAUAAGGAAUCAGUAGAAGUCGUGAGCUUAGAAGAGGUAAGGAAUGUAAAGAUUGGUACUGGCAUUACUAAGGAAACAAGGCGAGACCUCGUUGAGUUACUUCAAGAGUUUAAAGAUGUCUUCGCAUGGUCCUAUCAAGAUAUGCCGGGGUUGAGUACUGAUAUCGUGGUACACCGACUGCCUAUAAAGGAAGAAUGUAAGCCAGUUUAA